This is a messenger RNA of Puntigrus tetrazona (Sumatra barb), 2682 nucleotides long. RefSeq names its product solute carrier family 25 member 16 (gene slc25a16). Gene Ontology annotation, biological process: transmembrane transport. Gene Ontology annotation, cellular component: mitochondrial inner membrane. The coding region runs from base 192 to 1157 and encodes 321 amino acids. The record is from RefSeq and is a predicted model, not a curated record. Lineage: Eukaryota; Metazoa; Chordata; Actinopteri; Cypriniformes; Cyprinidae. The transcript has 10 exons.
UACGUUAUUGACGCGGUUCAGACACGUUACAGUGUUUAUAACAGGAAGAGCUGACAGCUUCACGAUCACACAGGUCCAUAUAAUUGUGCAACCGGUGACCUUGGUUUUUAGCUAGGAUUUGCUAUAUCUGUUUCCAAGAAUUCAGAGUGUGCUGAAGACAUGAAUGCACUGCAGUCUUGAUAGCAGCCAUCAUGACAACAGAGGCUGUGUCUUCUGGAAGUCGGGCUCAGAUCCCAGCUCCUGUCCAGAAAGACUACUACUACUGGUUGCGCUCUUUUACGGCUGGAGGUGUUGCAGGAUGCUGUGCCAAGUCCACCAUAGCGCCUCUCGACAGAGUCAAAAUUUUACUACAAGCUCAAAAUCCUCAUUACAAACACCUUGGAGUGUUUUCCACACUUAAGGCAGUGCCAAAAAAAGAGGGUUUCCUUGGACUGUACAAAGGAAAUGGAGCCAUGAUGAUCAGGAUUUUCCCAUAUGGAGCCAUUCAGUUUAUGGCUUUUGAUAACUACAAAAAGUUCCUUAACACACGACUUGGAAUAUCUGGGCAUAUUCAUCGGCUCAUGGCAGGAUCUAUGGCAGGGAUGACUGCAGUUAUUUGCACCUAUCCACUCGAUGUUAUCCGAGCUCGCUUGGCGUUUCAAGUGACAGGAGAGCAUCGCUACACUGGCAUACGAAACGCUUUUCAGACUAUUUACCUCAAGGAAGGAGGAAUCUCUGGAUUCUACCGUGGUCUGACUCCCACAAUCAUUGGCAUGGCUCCAUAUGCAGGCUUUUCUUUUUUUACAUUUGGUACAUUGAAGACUCUGGGACUCACUCACUUCCCAGAGCUUCUAGGCAAGCCGUCUCUUGACAACCCUGAUGUCCUUGUGCUGAAAACUCACGUCAAUCUGAUGUGUGGUGGAGUUGCUGGAGCAAUUGCUCAAACUAUAUCAUAUCCACUAGAUGUUGCCCGGAGGAGAAUGCAGUUAGGUGCAUCACUGCCUGAUUUUGAUAAAUGUUGCAGCCUCACAAAAACUCUUAAGCAUGUAUAUUCUCAAUAUGGUGUCAAAAAAGGACUGUAUCGUGGCCUGUCCCUCAACUACAUCCGCUGUAUACCCUCACAAGCUGUUGCCUUCACCACUUACGAGUUCAUGAAGCAAGUUCUUCACCUAAACUAGAGCAAUCAGUGGCUAAGCCUUAAAGAAAUGAGUUGAAAUGACCCCUGGUGACCUGUCUGCCAUUCCAGAGAUCAGUCAUCUCAAAUCUCAAAUCCAGUUCUUACAAAACACCCACACAAACGGAGAACCUGUGGCUCUGCACAGCCCAGCAGCCAUCACUAUGGAUACAGAAACAAAAGCUUGCUUUUCCGUUAUGUGUAGAUCAGAAACAACCGACACUGGAAAUUCUAUGGAAACUGCAUCUGAAACUUGCCAGCAAGAAGCCAUACCAUUUCAGUUCGAACAAUAUGCCUUAAUUUUUCACUCGUUUAAACAAAACACAAAAUCGCAGUCGUUUGUACCUAUGUGGACAGUUUCUGUAGGUAUAUCACAGUGCUUUUAACUAUGACUCAUGACGUCAUUUUUUUAUGUCAAAUAUGUAUGUUGAUUUUUCUUUGCUAAAAUGAAUUCAUAUGUAACUUUAUAUUUCAGCAAAUCGGAGUCACCUCGAGUCUUAUUGACUGAUAUUUGUCUCUUUUAGUUGCACCUGAAUAAUAUAACUAGUGAAAGAGAGUGUACAUAAAUGUCUAUGCAGUAUUCAGUCGUGUUCGCAUGCCGAUGUUACUGUGGCUCCAGUUUAUUAUCCGAUUGAUGCAGGUUAAUUCACAAUCUCCAGUUUGGAAGAAAACAAUCAAAUGAGAAUUCGUGUGCUGAUGAAUACAUCACAGCUGAUAUGUAUGUGAAUCUUCACUGAUUUGUGAUGGGAACUACAUGAGUCACUUGAAUAGAAAAUGUGCAAAAGAUUUGUCAGACACAUUCUCAUAAAUAAUCUUGCCUCAGUUAUUAAUCUCAUAUUGGAGUAGAGCAUGUUAAAUACACUUUCACCAGGGCAGAUUAAAAUGAAUUUUUUAAUAUAUAAUUGAGUUAUUCACUUGUUUUGUAUUGUAUGGAAAUGUGCUCCCUCGAAAGGUUGCCUCAUUUUCUUUUCUGUUGUAAUUGCUUGCUUUUUUUUUGUUGUUGCCAUGUGGUGGCAGUGUUGCAGUGAAAUCAAGUCCUUAAACCUCUUCAAAUUUAGUUUUGAGUUUUCAUGUUGAUUGUUUAGCUGCAUACGUUUCCAGAGAUGAAGGAGAACGUUUGUGUGCGUGAGACUACGUUCAACAGCGAUACAGUUUUACUACUGAGUGAAUACGUUAGUGAAGGAUUCAUUGAUUACAUUUCAAGUUUAUUUGCACUAAAUGCCAUCGAGCUAAAUCACCAGAAUGGGAGGUUUGUCUUAAACUGACCUUUGCUGAUUCUUGAGAGCUGUGGAGAAAGUUCAACUUGCUGCUUUGGAUAAAUUGCCUGUUAAAUCAGUAUAAUGAAUGGAUAUCAUGCCAGAUUGAAGCGGUUAAUAGGCACUGAACAAAUUAACCAUGAGGAUGCCUGUUUUGUACAUGUCGUUACUCAUUUGUAUGUAUGCUUAGAUGAUCAUUUACGAAAUGUAAAUGUUAAACCGGUAUCUCUGAGUAAAAAAAAAUAAAGGCUUUUUGUCUUGUGCUAGAGGUUA